Helianthus annuus (common sunflower) is the source of this 1691-nucleotide messenger RNA. Its product is annotated as apyrase 2. Bases 114 to 1490 code for a protein of 458 amino acids. Gene Ontology annotation, molecular function: nucleoside diphosphate phosphatase activity. The record is from RefSeq and is a predicted model, not a curated record. Gene Ontology annotation, cellular component: membrane. The transcript has 9 exons. Gene Ontology annotation, biological process: nucleoside diphosphate catabolic process. Lineage: Eukaryota; Viridiplantae; Streptophyta; Magnoliopsida; Asterales; Asteraceae.
UGGAUAUCCUCACCAUACUUACUUAUCCACAUAGAUGGACUCUAUAUAAGAAUCGCUCAUCCGCGGCAGCUAGUAUCCAUCUCCUUCAGCCAUUGGCGGAUCAACCCGACAAAAUGCAACGCUAUCGCGGUGGUAUUUUGGCCAUUUCAACACCUCUCCUGCUCGUCUCACUCUUUUUGUUUCUGAUCCCUUGUGUGCUUUCUCGCAACAACGGCAUUUUAUCGAACAACCGCAAGUUUCUGGCACCUAACGACGACGCGGAUAGGUAUGCUGUGAUUUUUGAUGCCGGUAGUUCAGGAAGUAGAGUUCAUGGGUUCCGUUUUGAUAAGGAUUUGGAGCUUGUACACAUUGGCAAUGAACUUCAGCUUUUUGAGCAGGUAUGGCCAGGUUUGAGUUCAUAUCCAGACAACCCACAAGAGGCUGCAGAUUCUCUUCUGCCUCUAUUAGAGAAAGCCAACGAGGUUGUUCCAAAAGAUGUCCAACCAGAUACACCUGUUAAAGUCGGGGCAACUGCAGGUCUGAGAAUGUUGGGAGAUGAGACAUCAGAAAAAAUAUUGCAAGCUGUGAGAGAUCUUCUAAAAGAUAAGAGUAACUUCAAGACCAAAGAUGAUUGGGUAACUGUUUUGGAUGGAACUCAAGAAGGUUCUUACCUAUGGGUGGCCAUAAAUUAUCUGUUAAAAAAUGUAGGCAAUGAUUAUUCAAGCACGGUUGGGGUUGUUGAUCUUGGUGGUGGAUCGGUACAAAUGGCAUAUGCUAUUUCAGAAGUAGAUGCGGCCAAGGCUCCGACUAAUGCACAAGGCGAAGAUCCUUAUGUGACAGAAAUGUAUCUCAAAGGAAGCAAAUAUUACAUUUAUGUUCACAGUUAUUUGAACUAUGGAUUGUUAGCAGCUCGAGCUGGGAUCCUCGGUCUUGAUAAAGAUGCUGACAACCCAUGCAUCUUAGCUGGUUAUGACGGGGUUUAUUCGUAUGGAGGAAUUGAUUACAAAGUUUCCGCACCUUCCUCUGGUUCAAACAUCAUCAAGUGUCGGAAACAAGCAUUGGAAGUUUUAAAAGUAAACGAAUAUUGCCCAUAUAAGGAUUGCACAUUUGGUGGUGUAUGGAAUGGUGGUGGUGGUCUUGGUCAAAACACUAUGUAUGUUGGUUCCUACUUCUACGAUCGAGCGGCUCAGGUUGGUUUUAUCGAUGAAAGUCAACGUGUUGUCGAAGCUCGUCCACUAGAUUUCCAGGUGGCGGCUCUGGGCGCUUGCUUAACGACACUUGAAGACGCUAAAUCUAGAUAUCCUAAAGUUGACCCCAAUGACCUGCCCUAUUUAUGCAUGGAUCUUGUGUAUCAAUACACUCUACUUGUAGAUGGCUUUGGCUUCAAACCUUGGCAAACUAUUACCCUUGUGAAACAAAUAAAGUAUCAAGAUGCGCUGGUUGAAGCUGCAUGGCCAUUAGGCAGUGCAAUUGAAGCAGUCUCAUCAAACAAUGCACUUGAAGUAGUGUAAGAAGCGGUCAUUUAACUAAAUGUGACUACCAUUAUCAGUUGUAUCAUGAAUUAAUAAAGGCUUCUACCAUUUUCACAUUCUUUUUCACUUUAUCUCUCUUUAUAUAUAUCUAUGUACCUAUAAAGAGAGAUAGAGUAUAGGGGUGUAUGAAUAUUAAUUCCCUUAAUAAAACCGAUGCCCCGUAGGUUAUCGUUAGAUCAA